GUUUCCUGGUGGGGGACAGAUAACAGAUAACGUCAUAUUUAAUGUUGUUAGCAUGGAGUAAAAAGUGUGGCUCUAGAAUCAGAGAAGGGACAUGCAUGGUGUGCAGUUCAUGGAUAGUUCUGGAUUGGGGAGUCAAGAGACUCUGUUCAAAUCCUGCCUCAGAUAUUUGCUGUGAGACCACGAGCAAGUCUUUGAAUCUCCCCAUGCCUCAUUUUCCUUCUGCAUAAACUCUCCCUGCAUGUUCAUGGUCUCCCUGGAUCCUGGCUGGCUGGCCCACAGGCAUGUCGGGAGAUAGGAAAGGGGAAGACGCCUUGGGUCCCAAGGAUGUCCUGCUCUACUCCCCUGAUGGUAGCCCCUUCAUGGAGGAGCUGCAGCGGGGCAGCUCGGUGUUGAGUUGGACUUGGGAGCAGAGUGCAGCCUCCUCUCCAGGGAGCCUGGAGCCUGAAGCCAGUCAGAGCACACUCCCUGGAACAGACUGUGAGGAUGACAGGGACCCAGCAGAGAAAGCCCUUCAAGACUCACAGAUGAUGGGCAGGGGCACAGGGCCCGAGGCCUGUAUUCUGGACCCAGACGGCCAGGCCCAGGACCUGGGUGAGGACUCGUUGCUGUUCCCAGAUCUUCAUGUCCAGCCACCUCUUGCACCAAUGGAAAGAAAAGCACAGUUCUUAGAAAAGCUUCACGUGGCUUUGCAUGACAUCUUAGCUGAAAACUGGGGGAAGAAGCCCGGCCACAUGGUCCAAAGUGUCAGGUCUACAGGAAAUGGGGAGAGAUCAGUGGAAGCCGAGAGCUGCCCCGACCUCCAGGAGAUCUCUGGAGAUGGGCUGCUCAGGGAGGGGAGUCCUCCAAGAACCCACCAAAGUCCCCCCAGAAAUGAUGAGGAGAAUCCCCCUGAAAUGAGAUGGCUCACGCCAGUGGCCUUUCCUGAGUGUCUCUCUGAGGUGUGUGAACAGGGCAUCUUCUCUCGCCUGGCCCCAGAGCAGGAGACCUGUGUGGACUGUCCUCUGGAUGCUUGUGAGGUGGCCAAGGAAGGAGAAAAGGUGAAGCGACAACAGCCCAAUGCCUUUGCUCUUUGCCCUAGGGUGGCCCUGGAGAGGAUAAACAAGAAAAGCAGGUUGUCCACCAGCUUCAGGGAGGUGAGGAAGAGGAGGAACCCCGGGAAAGAAGAAUCCUGGAGGAGGGACGAAAGAGGCCCCGCGCCGACUGCAGGUGGGGCAGACCCCAAGACUGCGGAAUGUGCCUUUCUGAACAGCAGUGGGGAGACUAGUGGAGAAAUGGGAGGUGUUGCUAGGAGCACCCUAACUGCUGAAAGAGAGCCUAAGCUCGCAGGGAAGAGCCAGAUGUGGCCCUGCCUGCAGCGAGCCCUCCCCACACAGCCUGUCUCCUGUUCUCCCCAUGGCCCCAAUGAUUCUCUAGGGCUCAAGGGAAGUGGGGAGCGCCAGAGAGGCACAGUGACCGCUACUUCAGCUGUGGAGGCACUGAGUCCUCCUGGGAGGCCCGCCAUACCCAGAGCAAUGCCGGUCUCUAAGACUUCCUGGAAAAGUCCUGACCGGUGCCCACCAGCUACCCCCUGGGAUCCCCUGGCUUUGACUUCAUUCUCCAGAUUAUCAGGGGAACUUUCUCCAGAACAUGAAGAUCUUGGUUUUGCUAUGGUGCCCAAGGCCGUCACUGGGGAUGAUGAUGCUCACCUCUCAGACAUUGCUGAGGAGAUGGAAUCUGCUGUUGGCAAAGGUGUCUCGGGGGCGUCUGAUGCCAACAGGCGAGCAGUGAGGGCACUGCCUGCUCGAGCCCUAGGGCUUUCUAGGAUGGAGCGGCCCCGUGACCAGGCUGGCCAGCGCUUCCUGGGAGCCAAGCCUUCCUCCAAAGGACCCAUGGCCAGUGGGGCCAGUGUGGACCAUGAGGCAUCCAGGAGACCCUUUGGACAUCGGCGGAACCGAUCCAGAGCUGGAGAGAAGCCAAGGAGCGGGGAGUUGUCCUCUGUCCAGCGAUGGGGCAGACAUGGAGAAUCCAGACUGGAGAACAGGGCAGAUCUGGAACCAGCCAGAGGAAGCAGAGGCAAAGAGGAGGAAGAGCGGACGUUGCCUCGUCUGCCAAAUGGCGUGAAACUUGUGUGUUACUUAGGGUCUGGGUCAUCAGUCAGACUCCUGGGGGCUGUCAGCCAAGCAUGGGAACCCAGACAGCCACCACAGUUGGAAGAACUGGAGGACCUCUCGGGAACCAGCUCAGAGGCACCUUCCCAGGGAUCCCAGCUUCCCUCCUGUUGGGCCAAGGGUCCACAAAAGGAAAGAGGGGCGACUGAAGGGGAGAAGAAGCCGCUCUCCCAGCUGGGCAGAGCCUCUGUGCCCACACCUGUGGAGAAACCACCGAUCCCAGCUGAGCCCAAGGUGAAGGAGCAAAAGAGACGGCCGCCCAAGGAGAAGCCGCUGUCUGUACCAGGCCCUUCCCUGCAGCUCUCGGGGGAGCAGGUGCGCAGUGCGGUGGCUGAGUCCCUGAGGGAGGUGCUCUUGAAACGGCUGCAGGAGCCUGCCAACCUAGCUGUGGGUGAGGAGGCAGUGAGGGGCAUCGCUGCCAACAUCGAGGCUGCCAUCUUUGACCUUAUGCAGAGCACCGACUACCGCUACAAGACCAAAUACCGAAGCUUGGUGUUCAACCUGAGAGAUCCCAGGAACAAGGACCUGUUCCUCCAGGUGAUCCGUGGAGACAUUACCCCUCAGGGCCUGGUUCGAAUGAGUGCCACAGAGCUUGCUUCCCAGGAGCUGGCCGAGUGGCGGGACAGAGAGGUGAAGCACGGCUUGGAGAUCAUUGAGAAGCAACAGCGAGAGGCUCCCAGCUUCCGUUUCACCAAACUGACCCACAAAGGGGAGAUUGAAAUCCAUCCAGAUGUGGACCAAACCCUCACCUUGGAGGACUUGACGGAGCCGGCCUCCCAUCUGGACAUAAGCCUGCGCCCCCAGCCUCCAGCAGCCGAAUCCCAGUCUGGGCGAGACACCACGGAACAGCACGAGAGCCAUUUCCUGGACCCUGACUGCCGAGUCUGCAUGGGUUGGGUGGCCCCUCGAGGGGGCAGAGGCUUCAAUGCACCCAGGAGCACCCCGCCCUCCAGGAGCAAAGUCGCCAGCACCCCACAGAGGCUCCCUGGCCCUGUUUCCUUGCCUCGAGGAGACACCCCACUGCCAGGGAUGUGCAGAACUGGCUCUUGGACCCAAGCCCAGGACAGGCCCGAGUUGGCCUCCUGCCUGAGGCAGGCUCCGAAGCCAAAGGCUCCUCAGGGCCGGCCAUUGUGGGAAGGUGCCCUGGAAAUGUUCUCCAUCAAGCGAUUUGCUGCAAAAGCCUUUCUGGUUCAUGGCGACAGUAGCCAGCUUAUCCAGGCUUUGCCUAAGGUGAUCCACUCAGCAGGCUGUGUUCUCCCUGAAGUUGUCUGGGAUCACUUGGACAGCAUCUGGCCAGCGGAAGCCAAGAACAUCAGCGUGGUCCGCCUGUGCCCACGUGGGGCCUGUGAUGCCCAGAAUUACAACAUGCUCUACUCCUACCUCAAUAACAAGCAGCGCUAUGGCAUGGCAGCCAGUGAGCACCUGGACAUGUUCCUCAUGCCCCUGCCAGCUUUCCAGCCUGUGCCCCCCAAGCUCCGCCCACUGGGAGGCCCAGGCCUGGAAGUCACUCACUGCAGCCUAGUGCUGGGACUGAUCCUGCCCAAGGCGCCGCCGGGGGAUUCCCGGCUACAUGGGGCCAGCCCCCUGCAGGAGAAGAAACGGAAGACGGUCACCUUCAAGGAGCCGGUGGAGACAAAGUGCUACUCGCCAGGGUGCGGGAGGCACGAUCCGCUCCACCAGCCGGGGCCUUCCUGGGCCCCUAGAGCCAGCCUGGACGGCCCUCCGGCCUGGGAAGGGGUUUCCGCCCAUCUCUUAGAAGAGGUGGCCAGACACGUGGAGCGGGAGCAACAGCGGGAGCAGCUGGAGGGAGGGAGGGGCUGCUCCGGCCUCCCUUUCUGCUGCCAGCAGGAGGCUGCUGCCCCGGGCCCCGAGGGUUCCUGCCCCCCGGGCAGCCUGGCCGCCCCAGAUCCCCUGCCCACAUGGGCUCAGCCCGGCGCCAGCGGAAGGAUUCAGGACCAGCGAGCCCAGCCACUUGCAGAUGGCCUGGGCCCUGGGCUGCUGCCCCUCAGUGUGCCACUGCACCCCGAGUGUGGGGGCCUGGCGUCGGAGAUGGGGGCCCUGGGCCUCCUCCAGCUGGCCGGCUUGUUCCACUUUGGCAGCCCCCCGGCAGUGGCCCUGGCCCCAGCCCCCAACCUGCUCCCUCACCCGUCUGCUGCAGACUGUUCCCACGCCUAUCCUGAGCACCCCGCCGGCACCUGUCCCCGCUCGGCCGCUGGGGCCGUGUGCCCUCCCCCUCACACUCCCGUGCUCCCUGCUGGGGACGCCCUGUCCCUCAUCCAGCACCUCGAGGCCCUGGUGAAGAUGAACAGUCGGCUGCAGGCCUCCCUGCGGAUGUCUGCACCAGACCCUUCCCUUCCAGGGCCUGGGGCCGGAGGGGCCCCGGGGCCAGUGCGGAGGGAGCACCCAAGUGGUGAGGCAGAGAACCAGGCGUGCCCACCACCUCCCCUCUUCCUAUCUCCCUUCUGUGGGCCUGACCAGCCACCUCCUGGCUAUUGAAUAGUCCCCCAGGGAGCCCCUUGUGUCCUUGGGCUUCAAGGCCUCCAUUGUCCUCCUCCUAGGGAUGGUGGACUCAGGCCCCUCAGGGUCGGGUAAGGGACAGAGCCAGGCCCUAGUGGCGUCUGGAGCUCAGAGGGGGCUGUGCCUUCCCCUGUCUCCCAAGUGAGGCUCGAGUGAGGUGCCCGGGGGUGGGCACCAGUGCCCACAUGUGGGCAUUUCCUCUUCUGCUUCUGUUUUUGU
Messenger RNA from Dromiciops gliroides (monito del monte), 4883 nucleotides. It is a transcript of the gene SPOCD1, whose product is annotated as SPOC domain containing 1. Gene Ontology annotation, cellular component: nucleus. The record is from RefSeq and is a predicted model, not a curated record. The transcript is spliced from 15 exons. Lineage: Eukaryota; Metazoa; Chordata; Mammalia; Microbiotheria; Microbiotheriidae. Bases 282 to 4643 code for a protein of 1453 amino acids. Gene Ontology annotation, biological process: DNA-templated transcription.